GUUAAAAAUAAGACGUUUCCUCUUCCAUUCCCUGCUGUGUCUCCCCACUUAAACUCCACUCCCCACCACUGCUACCAGCUCUAAAGAUCAUGGCUCCUUGGCCCGAGUUGGAAAAUGCCCAGCCCAACCCCAAUAAAUUCAUUGAAGGGGCCUCAGGUCCACAGUCUAACAUAGCAGUCAAGGACAAGGAGCCCAACCAAAAUGAGAGUGGGACUCCUGUAACCAAGAUUGAGCUGCUACCCUCCUAUUCCACCGUGGUCCUAAUAGAGGAGCCCACUGAGGGGAAUGACCCCUGGGACCUGCCUGAACUCCGGGACACUGGGAUCAAAUGGUCAGAGAGAGACACCAAAGGGAAGAUUCUCUGCGUUUUCCAGGGGAUUGGGAAAUUCAUUCUUCUCCUGGGCUUCCUCUACUUAUUUGUCUGCUCCUUGGAUGUACUCAGCAGUGCCUUUCAACUGGUUGGAGGGAAGAUGGCUGGACAGUUCUUCAGCAACAAUUCCAUCAUGUCUAACCCUGUGGCCGGGCUCGUGAUCGGGGUGCUGGUGACCGUCAUGGUGCAAAGCUCCAGCACAUCUUCGUCCAUCAUCGUCAGCAUGGUGGCUUCAUCGCUGCUGACCGUGCGGGCUGCUAUCCCCAUCAUCAUGGGGGCCAACAUCGGAACCUCCAUCACCAAUACUAUCGUGGCACUUAUGCAGGCGGGAGACCGGAAUGAGUUCAGAAGGGCAUUUGCAGGGGCCACUGUCCAUGACUUCUUCAACUGGCUCUCCGUGUUGGUGCUCUUGCCUCUGGAGGCCGCCACCCACUACCUAGAGAUCUUGACCAACCUUGUGGUGGACACCUUCAAGUUCAAGAACGGAGAAGACGCCCCAGACCUUCUGAAAGUCAUCACGGACCCCUUCACAAAGCUCAUCAUCCAGCUGGAUAAAAAGGUCAUCCAACAAAUUGCCAUGAGUGAUCCGGGAGCCCAGAACAAGAGCCUGAUCAAGAUCUGGUGCAAAACUGUUACCAAUGUGACUCAGAUGAAUGUCACCGUUCCCUCACCUGAUAACUGCACCUCCCCUUCACACUGCUGGACUGAUGGCGUACAGACCUGGACCAUCCAGAACAUCACCCAUAAGGAGAACUUUGCUAAGUGCCAGCACAUCUUUGUGAAUUUCAGUCUCCCAGAUCUUGCUGUGGGCAUCAUCCUGCUUGCAGUCUCCCUGCUGGUCCUCUGUGGCUGUCUGAUUAUUAUAGUCAAGCUCUUGGGCUCUGUGCUCAAGGGACAGGUUGCCGUUGUCAUCAAGAAGACCCUUAAUACUGAUUUCCCCUUUCCCUUUGCCUGGUUGACUGGCUACUUAGCCAUCCUUGUGGGGGCAGGCAUGACCUUCAUUGUGCAAAGCAGCUCCGUGUUCACUUCUGCCAUGACACCACUCAUUGGUAUUGGAGUGAUCACCAUUGAGAGGGCAUAUCCACUCACGCUGGGCUCCAACAUUGGCACCACCACCACUGCCAUCCUGGCAGCCCUAGCCAGCCCAGGAAGCACCUUGAGGAGUUCUCUGCAGAUUGCCCUGUGCCAUUUUUUCUUCAACAUCUCCGGAAUCUUGCUGUGGUACCCAAUCCCAUUCACCCGACUGCCCAUCCGUCUGGCUAAAGGCCUGGGCAACAUCUCCGCCAAGUAUCGCUGGUUCGCGGUCUUCUACCUCAUCUUCUUCUUCUUCCUGACCCCGCUGGCGGUGUUCGGCCUGUCUCUGGCAGGCUGGCCAGUGCUGGUGGGCGUGGGCGUGCCCAUUAUCCUGCUGGUGCUCCUGAUCGUAUGCAUCCGGAUGCUGCAGUCCCGCUGCCCUCGCAUCCUGCCUCUGAAGCUCAGGGACUGGAAUUUCCUGCCCUUGUGCAUGCAUUCCCUGAAACCCUGGGACAAUGUCAUCUCCCUGGCCACCACCUGCUUCCAGAGACGUUGUUGCUGCUGUUGUCGCGUCUGCUGCCGUGUGUGCUGCAUGGUGUGUGGCUGCAAGUGCUGCCGCUGCAGCAAGUGCUGCAGGAACCUGGAGGAAGAGAAAGAGGAGCAGGAUGUCCCUGUCAAGGCCUCUGGGGCCUUUGAGAAUGAAGCUAUGAGCAAAGACUUCCAAGAUGAGGGCAAGGGCCAAGCGGAGGCCAUGGGCAUGAAGACCAUGUCCAAUACGACAGUGUUCUAGGGGGACCUAGUAGUUGGGAGCGGCGGACCUAAACCCCAGGAGAUCCGCCCCUCCCGCUUGUCUUGCCACCUCAGCCAGAUUCCUGAGGAGGAGCAGAGCUGACAUCAACUCUAGCUCUCCUACCAGAGUUUCAGCCUAUAGGUGAAUUGGACUUGUCCCAAGGGCAUCUCCCCUCUCGGAAGACAGAGAUUGAGACUGUGAACAUGGACCCACAGAUGACAGACAUCCAUGUCUUGCCUAGAGUAUGCUAGUAGAAAAAGACUGUCCUCACCCAAAGGGCAGUGUUAAAGGAGGCUUUAGGGAAGGUUCUGGAAAGGGCCUAUAUAAGAGCUAUCUGUAAAUAGCUGUACAAAGCUGACCUUUCUUGGUAUAAAGCUUUAUCCACAUUUUUCUCUUUAUCAGAAUCUACCCCCUCUCCGUGGUAUCCCCCGAGGCAUCCCUGCCUCCGACCAGCCAGUUCAGACAAAAUGAAGCAAUUGUUUGGAGCUCAUAUUGAGCCUUUCUAGUUUACAUCACAGGACAACCCAUUCUUCAGGGCUGUCCAGGCCAAGCAGUUGCCCACAGCACCCUCAUCUUGAGGUUUCUAAGAUGGGGGUCAGACCUGGCUAGGGGUCCAUGACAUGCGGGGUUCACCCCUCUGGUUUGCACGCCUGCGGUUCUUCAUUGGACUUACCCAGAAACAAACUGUGAGGCAUUGUGGCUGCCGGUAAAUGACACUCUCCGUCAGAUAGCAAUAUUCCUGAUGGGACCCAAGCCCUCCCUCUUGCUGCCAUCUGGGAUUAUUUGCCUGUGAAGGGGCUGUUCUUCCCAUUUCUUUUUUGCAAGAGGACUUUGUGGGCCAGCUUUUAGUGGUCUGUUUCAUCCAGCCACGUUUCCCCCCCCCCCCCCCCACAGAUUUAUGUCCUCUGUAGGUGAGCUUUGUCCUGCCUUCCUUCACGCCUACAGAGUGCCGAGGGAAUUCUCAGGAGAUUGGGAGUGGCUAGACGCCCUCAAUUAUGAUGAAGCUCGGAGUCUCAGGGUGACUCCAAGUGAAGGGCGGGCUCCUGUUCACACCAGGUAACCUUUGCCGUGCCUUUUAGAGCUUUUCAGCUCUCACACCUGCUCAUCUUGACUCAGGAGAGCCGGUGUGGCUGUACCACAGGACUGUCCUUCACCUUCUCAGCACACUCUUCCCUGCCUGAGCAGGCUGAGAUGCCAAAUUGAGCCCUUCUGGAGACGUUUCCAAAUAGCCGUUUAUGUGGCAUAUUUAUAGCCAUGCAUCUGUACAGAAUACUUCAUAAGUUAUAUAGUAAAUAGCGAU
Messenger RNA from Arvicola amphibius (Eurasian water vole), 3474 nucleotides. RefSeq names its product solute carrier family 34 member 2 (gene Slc34a2). Gene Ontology annotation, cellular component: apical plasma membrane; brush border; vesicle. Bases 90 to 2174 code for a protein of 694 amino acids. Gene Ontology annotation, biological process: sodium-dependent phosphate transport; intracellular phosphate ion homeostasis. The transcript has 13 exons. The record is from RefSeq and is a predicted model, not a curated record. Gene Ontology annotation, molecular function: sodium:phosphate symporter activity. Lineage: Eukaryota; Metazoa; Chordata; Mammalia; Rodentia; Cricetidae.